GAGCCAAAGCCUGAGCCUUCUCCAACGCCAAACCCUGAGCCUUCUCCAACGCCAAACCCUGAGCCAGACCCUGAGCCUUCUCCAACGCCAAACCCUGAGCAUUCUCCAACGCCAAACCCUGAGCCAAAGCCUGAGCCUUCUCCAACGCCAAACCCUGAGCCUUCUCCAACGCCAAACCCUGAGCCAAACCCUGAGCCUUCUCCAACGCCAAACCCUGAGCCUUCUCCAACGCCAAAGCCUGAGCCAAAGCCUGAGGCUUCUCCAACGCCAAACCCUGAGCCUUCUCCAACGCCAAACCCUGAGCCAAAGCCUGAGCCUUCUCCAACGCCAAACCCUGAGCCUUCUCCAAUGCCAAAGCCUGAGCCAAACCCUGAGCCUUCUCCAACGCCAAACCCUGAGCCUUCUCCAACGCCAAACCCUGAGCCAAAGCCUGAGCCUUCUCCAACGCCAAAGCCUGAGCCUUCUCCAACGCCAAACCCUGAGCCAAACCCUGAGCCUUCUCCAACGCCAAACCCUGAGCCUUCUCCAACGCCAAACCCUGAGCCAAAGCCUGAGCCUUCUCCAACGCCAAACCCUGAGCCUUCUCCAACGCCAAACCCUGAGCCAAACGCUGAGCCUUCUCCAAUGCCAAACCCUGAGCCUUCUCCAACGCCAAACCCUGAGCCAAACCCUGAGCCUUCUCCAACGCCAAACCCUGAGCCUUCUCCAACGCCAAAGCCUCAGCCAAAUCCUGAGCCUUCUCCAACGCCAAACCCUGAGCCUUCUCCAAUGCCAAACCCUGAGCCAAACCCUGAGCCUUCUCCAACGCCAAACCCUGAGCCAAACCCUGAGCCUUCUCCAACGCCAAAUCCUGAGCCUUCUCCAAUGGUAAACACUGAGCCAAAGCCUGAGCCUUCUCCAACGCCAAACCCUGAGCCUUCUCCAAGGCCAAACCCUGAGCCAAACCCUGAGCCUUCUCCAACGCCAAACCCUGAGCCUUCUCCAACGCCAAACCCUGAGCCAAAGCCUGAGCCUUCUCCAAUGCCAAACCCUGAGCCAAACCCU
Molecule: messenger RNA, 1044 nt
Organism: Dromaius novaehollandiae (emu)
Lineage: Eukaryota; Metazoa; Chordata; Aves; Casuariiformes; Dromaiidae
Product: cell surface glycoprotein 1-like
Exons: 1
Source: RefSeq, a predicted model, not a curated record